Molecule: messenger RNA, 1422 nt
Organism: Cuscuta epithymum
Lineage: Eukaryota; Viridiplantae; Streptophyta; Magnoliopsida; Solanales; Convolvulaceae
Source: the annotation of a GenBank genome assembly
GAAACAUACUAUCGUAUAUGGGAUUUGCUUUUUCCACCACCACUACACCUUCCACAGUAAAUGACUCUUUACUCUAAGUUGCACCACUCCUAAUUAAUCCUAAACUUUCCCCUUUAUCCCACAGUAAAUGACUCUUUACUCUAAGUUGCACCACUCCUAAUUAAUCCUAAACUUUCCCCUUUAUCCCACAGUAAAUGACUCUUUACUCUAAGUUGCACCACUCCUAAUUAAUCCUAAACUUUCCCCUUUAUCCCAAACCUCAAAGCCUGCUAUGCAUACAAAGCAAUCUUGUCCCUUAGAAUUCAAAUGUACGACCUGGAGUAAUAGAUACUACAACUUAGGAAAAUGCCCUCUCUACUUCUUUCACUAACUCUACUACUACUUUUUUCCUUUGCUUCCACAAAAUGUCAACCCAUAAGAUCAUCCCCCCGCCUGCUUGAUCUUCUCAUCAGGGACUACACCUUCCAGUCCUACCACCACAGGCCCUUCAAAACCGGGAAACUCCGCCCUAUACGCCUCCCCGCUAACUUCACAGAUAUUGUCGUUAACUCUGUCCGCUUUCGAUGCGGCAGCCUCGGAAGGUACGGCGCCCACGUGAAGGAAUUCCGAAUCUCUCCUGGUUCCACGUUCCAGCAUUGCUCAAAGCGGCUGCUCUUAGUGACACAAAGGCUUGGAUCCAAAUGGUCAAACAUGUACUAUGACAACUUUGACUUAUCAGGGUAUACCCUCAUUUCUCCUAUUUUAGGAUUGCUAGCGUACAACGCGACCGACGACAACGAUAACGUUAACAAUAACGAUAACCCUCGUACACCGUUUGAGGUCGAAAUUAUUCAAAUGGUGCAUGAGCAACAACCGAUCACCAUUGACUUCAGUUACACACCGUUGACUGGAUCGUCUCCCGAAACCAUACCCUUGUGCGCGAUCUUCGGGCACGGUGGUAAGGUGAAGUUAGAGAAUAUGGUUUCGGGAGACCACGGUCGCGUAUGCGUGGCUCAACAAAUGGGUCAUUUUGGGCUCGUGAUCGAGUCGCAGUUGAUGCCAUUGAAGGAUAAGAAGGUGAGGAGAUGGAGGAUGGUGAUUGGGAGCUCUAUUGGGGUUGCAUUAGGUGCUUUCCUUAUCGGGUUGCUUCUUGUAGCCAUUUUCGUGAAGGCGAAAAACAAGGCCAGAAAAGAGGAGUUGGUAAGGAGGGCUUAUGAAGAGGAAGCUUUGCAGGUUUCCAUGGUUGGACUUGGGCAUGUUAGAGCUCAAAGUGCAACUGAUCGACAUUAUUAGAACUAUUACAACGUAACACAAUUUGAGCAGGAGUUUAUCUGUGGUAGUUCAUCAGCUUCUCGAUUCUUGAAUUUCCCUUAACUUAUUGUUUUCCCUGUCUUUGAUCUACCACUAUAUUUUUUAUUGUAUGAUAGUUUUUUUUAGGAAUAU